CACCAACCCAAAUUAUUAAAAAAAUAAUAAUUAAAGAUCAGCAGCGAACCAUUUUUAGGGUUUCAUGUAGGUCCAUAUUUAGGGUUUCAUAGAAGAUUUUUGAAGGUUUUCAGUAGCGGAGGCGCAAAGAAGCGGAAGGAGCAGGAGCAGCAAUGGGAAAGGGAACAGGAAGUUUUGGUAAGAGGAGGAACAAGACGCACACUCUUUGCGUGCGCUGUGGCCGCCGCAGUUUCCACAUCCAAAAGAGUCGAUGUUCUGCCUGUGCAUACCCUGCUGCCCGUAUUCGCAAAUAUAACUGGAGUGUGAAAGCCAUUCGAAGAAAGACUACAGGGACUGGACGAAUGAGAUAUCUUCGUCAUAUGCCCCGACGUUUCAAGAAUAAUUUCAGGGAGGGGACUCAAGCAAUCCCCAGGAAGAAGGCUGCUGCUGCGUCAUUCUAAAUUUUUUUAGAAUGUAUGCACUGGGGUGUAGAUUUGAAUUCAUUAUGUACUAUUGGAUGGCUUUUCUAGUUAAUUGUAGAAAGCCUAGAUUCCAGUUAAAAGCCUGCUUUUUGGAAGGAAAUGCUUUUACAAUUUUUUUGGCUCAUAUUAUAGUAAAGACUAUGGAAUAUUAAACAAAGUUAUUUCGAGCACCAGUAGAGACUGCUUAUGUGCAGUAAUAAUUUCUAAUGCUGUUUGAAUUUGAGAUUUUCAUUUCUUGAGUUUUAGAUGAUCAAAUUUUGUACCUUUUAGCAACAGCUAGUAACUUGCAAGUUUUGAAGAAGACUUUUUGAGCAAUAUUGUCAGCACAUUUUAUUUUC
Messenger RNA from Cryptomeria japonica (Japanese cedar), 799 nucleotides. RefSeq names its product large ribosomal subunit protein eL37z. Gene Ontology annotation, cellular component: ribosome; cytosolic large ribosomal subunit. Gene Ontology annotation, biological process: translation. Bases 153 to 440 code for a protein of 95 amino acids. Gene Ontology annotation, molecular function: structural constituent of ribosome; RNA binding. The record is from RefSeq and is a predicted model, not a curated record. The transcript has 4 exons. Lineage: Eukaryota; Viridiplantae; Streptophyta; Pinopsida; Cupressales; Cupressaceae.